This is a messenger RNA of Daucus carota subsp. sativus, 1413 nucleotides long. RefSeq lists its product as uncharacterized. The transcript is spliced from 7 exons. Bases 161 to 1123 code for a protein of 320 amino acids. Lineage: Eukaryota; Viridiplantae; Streptophyta; Magnoliopsida; Apiales; Apiaceae. The record is from RefSeq and is a predicted model, not a curated record.
CAGGUACGACUAUAUAAAAUCACCGCUACUUAAUCAAUUUUUAGUUUUCAUAAUAUCAUUUCUUUAAUAGUAAUUGAGAUAAAAUUUGGUUGCCCUACAUCGAUUCUAAGGAUUUCUAAUUUCUCUUCUCCUCUUAAUCAGUGAUACAUUUGGGGGAAAAAUGAGUGGGCGAAGGGGAAACGGCGAUCCUUUUUCUCAAUUUGGUGACCUGUUUGAUGGCUUUGGUGUUCACCGGAAUUUAACAUCGAGCUUUUUUGGAGGACGAGACCCAUUUGAUGAUCCUUUCUUCUCGCGCCCAUCUGGUGGAAUGUUAGGUCCUAUGAUGAAUUUGGAUCCAUUUAGUGCAUCCAUGGGUCUUCCAUCUGGUUUUUCUACACAUGAGCAUUUGAUGAACGCUCAUCCCUCUGCUGGAGCUAAUAGGUCCAGGGGGCCAAUUAUUGAGGAAUUAAAUUCUGAUGAUGAAGUAGUAGAAGAUGAAGAGAAGAAGCACGCUCCUAAAAAGCAUUGUAGGUCAAGUGAAGGGCCUUUGGAAAUUCAAGGUGGACGUGGUAAGCAGCUGCAGCAGCGGAAUGACUUCAACACUCUGAAUAACUCGCGUACGAAUUCCCGAUCGCAAAGCUUCACAUUUCAGAGCUCAAGUUUUACAUAUGGUGGUUCUGAUGGAUCUUAUUAUACUAAAUCAAGAAGUAUGAGGACAGGAAGUGACGGAUUGACAGUAGAUGAAAGUAAGGAAGCUGAUUCAACUACUGGCCGAGCUUCUCACAGGCUCUCUAGAGGAAUUUAUGAUAAGGGUCAUACUGUUUCAAGGAACUUGCAGUCAGAUGGAAGAGUGGACACUCAGCAGAUUUUGCACAAUAUUGAUGAAGAUGAACUUGUUGGCUUUGAAGAAGCGUGGAAAGAAAAUGCAGGGAAACAUUUGCCAGGUUGGAGUGAAGGCCUUAGAGUCCAGAAUGGGCCUGGGAGCAGCGCACUAAGUGACCAGCAUAGUAGGGGAGGCUUGGCACUUCCUUCGACUGAAGAUGGAGCUGGUUCUUCUCAGAUGCAACAUAUUGCUACUGAAAGGGCGAGGAAAAAAGUUGGAGACCCGAAACGUUCUGCUCGACGUAGAUCAGGAGGCAAUUAGAGUUGGUAUGGUGGCGCACACAUUCUGAGGGCACUGAGAUGACGAAAUGGUGCUAUAUUACCGCACUCAAAGUAGUACUAGUAGGAAAGUAGGACCUUCUGGGUAUCUAGAAGAUGCUUGUAUGUAUUCUAAGACAAUUAUGCUUGGUGCCAUCAGUUCUAUUUUGUGGUUGAGAUGAUUGAGAUGAGACAGGAUGUUGCUGCAAUAUGCUAUAUGCUAUAUAUAAUGUAGACCUAUAUAUUUGACAACUUACUAUUCAGCAGUGGCAUUAUUUUCAUUAUGAUGUUCAA